Molecule: messenger RNA, 2689 nt
Organism: Megalops cyprinoides (Indo-Pacific tarpon)
Lineage: Eukaryota; Metazoa; Chordata; Actinopteri; Elopiformes; Megalopidae
Gene: apol
Product: apolipoprotein L
Exons: 6
Coding region: 245-1918 (557 amino acids)
Biological process (GO): lipid transport; lipoprotein metabolic process
Cellular component (GO): extracellular region; membrane
Molecular function (GO): lipid binding
Source: RefSeq, a predicted model, not a curated record
AAAUGAAGUUUCUCCAGAAACGAAACCAGGAUUACGGGAACGAAACCCUGCUGGAACAGAUGGUGUUCCUCAAAACAAGAGAAGCUGUCCAUGUUGGAGGAGGUUACCAUGAGGCCACUGUUGCCCAGCUGUCUCCUUAUACUUGAACUGUUUGAUAUGUUGAAGGUAGCGGAAAGUAGUGGAUCACAGUAAGACAAGGCUGUGGAAUUCUUCUAUCGACAGCGCUGGACAGAAUCUACACACAAUGGAUGUUGGAAAAAAACGGGAGGAACUGGUGCAGCUGGCAGGUAACUACAUUUCAGACACCCUGGGCAACAUCCAUACAGUCCAACAGUUCUGUGACAAGCAAGACAAAUGGCUCCUCCAGAGAGAGACCGAGGUGAACAUGAUGAUGGACAUCAAAGACAGAGCAGAGAGGCUCAACCUCAACACUGACCACAUCAAAAAUUCAGAGGAUAAGCUCAAGGCCUUUGGGGAGUACAUGAGGAGCAAACUUUCCCAGGUGACUGCGGAGAGUAGAGCCCAGGAGCUGGAGAAGGAGCUUGGAGCGGUGCUGAAGGAUGCCUUGGAGGGGCUUGAGAAGCUGAACCUGUUCCUGGAGGCCGUGGAGAAGCUGGCGGUCACCUCACUGCUCUUCUUCGAAGAGGAGAAUCCGCUUUGUGAACUCCCUAUGGGGAUAAGCAGCGCAGCGGUUUCCUCUGUCAUUUCUGAUGCCAGGGCGGCCUCCCCACUCCUGAUCCACUUCCAGAGAGAUGACGGCGUUUUCUUCCUGCCCAACCUCGUGAACGUGGAUGUGCUGGCCUUCCAGCUGGACAAGUACAUACGGAUGACUCAGACUCUGUGUGACAAGAUGAGAAAAAGAAUAAAAAGUUUGUCAUUCGGAAUUAACUUUGGAAAGCGGAAAAUCUGCAUGACUGACAUCAAGCUUAAUUUAACCACUGAAGCCAUGCAAAAUGUGCUUGACCAUUUAAAUCAGUUGACCAGCAUCAGGAUGGACGAGCACUUCAGGUUGACCUUCUUAUUCAGGAGCUCCACGCUCCGGUUCAUCGGUCGGUUCAGUAAGCGCCGUACCAGGAUGUGCGAGUUCCUGGGGGCUCUGGAGGAGUGUGCUGUGCAGCUGGACAGGAUGAAGAUGGGGGCCAGCAUCUCCAGUGUGGCGGGCAGCACAGUGGGGCUGGCGGGCGGGGUCGUGUCCAUCGUCGGGCUGGCACUGGCCCCAGUGACAGCAGGAGCAUCGCUGACCCUCACACUGGUUGGGGUGGGGCUGGGCGUCACCAGUGGGGUGAACAGCUUGGCUACGGGCAUCACAGAGAUGUCAGUCAAUGCUUAUCAUGGGAAGAAGAUCAAUGAAAUCUUCCAGAGCUUCAUGGAAGAUGUAGGAACUCUUCAGGAGUGUCUGGAGGAGGCAGCCAACAACACCGAGCAGGAUGUGAUCGAUACUGUGGUGGGUGUGGGGAAAAUAGCCAUCAGAGUUGCCAGUGUGGCUAAAAGCAUCGAUGCCAUCGUGGACUGUGCCUCCGCCGUUAAGGUCCUCAGAAGCGAAGAAGUAGUUGCCAGCGCGGCCAAGGUAGCGGCUCAGGAGGCCAAAGCCGUGCGCAAUUUGCCCAAUGUGGCAGCCGAUAUUGCUGAUUUUGGGAAUUUGGCUAAGGGGACCCCCCUCGCGCUUUCCAAAUCGGCUAGGGGGGGAUUCAUCGCCCUAAACUCGAUCUUCAUGGGUCUGGAUCUGUUCUUCAUCUGUAAGGACAGCAUCAGUCUGGCCAAAGGGAGCAAGAGUGAAGUGUCCAACACCAUCCGAGGGAGGGCCAGGCUGUGGAAGACUGAGCUGGAUGCAUGGGAGAAGAUCCAUGAUUCUUUGUGCAGAGGGAUCUGGAGGUUCAGGAAGAGUCUGGCUAUUCUGGAGAAGCCAUUUCACUCCUAAAAGAGUGCUGGUGCUUGUGAUUUUCAUGUCAUGGGCAAUGAUCUUCUGGUCCCCACAACCACACUGGUAACUAAAGGGAACGGGUGCCUUAAAAAAGGAAGAUUGAAACAAUUACAUGUGGCAUUCCUGCUGAUGUUUGGAAGCAUAGGCAACCACCUGUAUAGCUUAUGCCUAUGAGCCCUGAUUCAGAUGUUCUUUUCAAAUUCAUGUAUAAGUUUUCAUUCCCGCUGUAUCUGCUGGAAUGUGACAAAUAUGCCCAUUGUACUUGUAACUUUUUGUUUGGAAUCUCACUCUCCUAUUCAUCAGGUGUGGGGAGAAAGGACGUUUACCACUCUAAUUAUACUUAGUUUAAUACAUGCCUACAAGAAGUAUCACUAAUUUACUACCAUGUUUCAUGAAGCUUGGUGAAAGUCGUCUAAUCAGGGUCUACUGCUUGGUAUGUUUAGCAACAAGUAUAUCUCUAACUAGGUAGCCAUCUUGUACAAUCAUCUUGCCCAAUCUGCUUGCAACACCUGCAUCUUUGUCAAUAAAGAAGGCACUGAAUAUUUUCCAGUUUGGAACACAAACUAGUGCAUAUCAGUGGCUGUCUUCUUUUUCAAUGUUUUUGAGUUGUUUUGACACUCUGAAGUUUGAGAAUUCUAAUUGAUGCUGAUAUUACAUAAUUGGAUUUCAACUGGAUUUCCUCUGAAAACAAUCAGGCUGUCUGCAUAUACUGUAUAUACUACAAAACAUUGCUGUUGAAUUAUGCAGAUAAGGACGCCACAAGGGGGC